GGUAUGACAAGCUCAAACCUUUUGGGUUCCCCAUCCACGGGGCAAUUGAUGGAUACAGUAGGAAGAUUCUUUGGUUAGAGGUUGCCAGAUCAAACAACAAGCCAGAAAUCCCAGCGAGGUUUUUCUGUGAGUGUGUACAGAGCCAAUCUUGUUGUCCUGUUCUUCUCAGAACUGACUGUGGUACAGAAAAUGGUACAAUGGCUGCUAUGCAAUGUUAUUUAAGACAAGAGGGAAACGACGAGUUUGCUGGGGAAAAAGCACACAAGUAUGGUUCUUCUCCAAGCAACCAACGCAUUGAAUGUUGGUGGUCAUCCUUCAGACGUGGGAGAUCAUCCUGGUGGAUUGACAUGUUCAAAGACAUGUCCAACCGUGGAAUAUUAGAUCUGGGGAACAUACUUCAUAUGGAGUGCCUUUGGUUCUGCUUCCAUGGAGUACUUCAGAAAGACCUGGACAAUGUCCGGCUUCAUUGGAAUACUCACAGAAUCAGGCCCUCUAGGUAUGGUACAGUUCCUGGAAUACCAGAUGUAUUAUACCAUUUGCCAGAACGUUCUCAAGGUCAAGAAUGUAAAAUUGCAAUUUCGAGGGAAAAAAUCCAAGAAGCAUCUCGACAAAUUGAGGAUUAUGAUGGUGAAGAAGCACAUGAUAGUGACUACCAGGAAUAUUUUCAUUAUGUAAUAGAAAAUGAGGGCUUAUUAUAUCCUGACACUCAUAGUCAGGCAUAUGACUUAUUUUUAAAUCUGAUAAGGAUUGCAGACAGUUAA
Molecule: messenger RNA, 761 nt
Organism: Dendronephthya gigantea
Lineage: Eukaryota; Metazoa; Cnidaria; Anthozoa; Malacalcyonacea; Nephtheidae
Exons: 1
Source: RefSeq, a predicted model, not a curated record